Molecule: messenger RNA, 24032 nt
Organism: Podarcis lilfordi (Lilford's wall lizard)
Lineage: Eukaryota; Metazoa; Chordata; Lepidosauria; Squamata; Lacertidae
Source: the annotation of a GenBank genome assembly
AGUUAUUUGAACGGGGGCAAGGACGAGGCGGCAGAGCGCCGGGAACCUUGGUAACGCGCGGGUGCCGCAUGUUAACUGCGUGUGCGGCCGGUAAGAAGAAGAAGGAGGAGGAGGAGGAGAAGGCGGCGGGCUGAGUUUCCCGGGGCCUCCUUUGCUUCUGGUCGCCAGCGGCGGGAUGAAGAUCGAGGAAGUGAAGAGCACGUCGAAGACGCAGCGCAUCGCCGCGCACAGCCAUGUCAAGGGCCUGGGGCUGGACGACAGCGGGGCAGCCAAGCCGGCGGCGGCCGGGCUGGUCGGGCAGGAGAACGCGCGGGAGGUGAGGGCGGCGCUGGCGGGGCUCCGGGCUCCAUGACCCCGUCCGGCCGCGUCACGGCCUGUCCUCUCCUCGGGCUCUUCGACUCGGAGGCGCCGGGCAGGAGCCCCCUGGGCCCGUCGUCUCCCUAAGGAGGCGCUGGUGCAGCUGCGGAACCUCUGAGGGGGGAAGACGGCAGCCGAAAGAGAGCCAUAAGGAGUGGAGAUGCACCUUCGCUUCUUGUUCCGUUUCAAGCCAUGAAAUAAGUUGUGGUUUGAGACGAGCGUGGUCAAGCAGAUUGAAAGUUAGGAGUGGCCCCCACCCCCCAAAAAAUCGCUUUAGGAGAGUUCAUCUAAGCCACGGAGAGACCCCUGAAUGUUCAUGGGCUACUGCGCACAUCAUGCUGUGGCUGGUGCUGAUAAUGAUAAUAAUUAUUAUUAUUUAUACCCCACCCAUCUGGCUGGGUUUCCCCAGCCACUCUGGGCGGCUUCCAACAGAACACUAAAAUACAAUAACUAUUAAACAUUAGAAGCUUCCCUAAAUAGGGAUGCCUUCAGAUGUCUUCUAAAAGUUUGGUAGUUAUUUUUCUCUACGACAUCUGGUGGAAGGGCGUUCCACAGGGCGGGUGCCACUACCGAGAAGGCCCUCUGCCUGAUCCAAAUUGGAGGCCAAAAACAUAUGCAGGGUCACAAGUUUCACCCUCCCCAUCCACCCUGCAAAAAAUCAGAUUAGGUUCAACCAAAUGCUAGGCAUCCUAUAUCCCUGCCUUGUGUAACUUUGUCAUAAACUAUGAAGUACCGUAUUUUUCGCCCUAUAGGACGCACUUUUUCCCCUCCAAAAAUGAAGGGGAAAUGUGUGUGCGUCCUAUGGGGCGAAUGCAGGCUUUCGCUGAAGCCUGGAGAGCGAGAGGGGUCGGUGCGCACCGACCCCUCUCGCUCUCCAGGCUUCAGGAAGCGCUCUGCAAGCAGCGGGAGCGCUCCCGCUGCUUGCGGAGAGUUGCCUGCAUGCCGAAGCCUGCGCGCGCUGAGAUCAGCGCGUCCAGGCUUCGCGGACCUCUCCGCAAGCAGCGGGAGCGCUUCAUACAGAGCUUGGAAUCUCUGCUGUAUGCUUAACCUAAAUCUGCUUCAGUUCAAGGAUAUUAAUUUUGGGUCUUAAGUGAGAUCAAACUGAGCAGUUGCUUGUCAGAUAGACAUAGCAUCAGAAAUGCAUGGUGUAUCAUUGGAGAUGUAGCUUAUUUGUGUUUGUUUAUUCUUACACGUCUAUUCCACCCUUCAAGGAACUCAAGGUGGUGUACAUGCUUCUCCAUGUUGUCAUUAUUAGGGACAAAUCUGACUGGCUGGGCUUUAUGGAGCAUCAAAGCCAUAGCUGCAUCUGCAGCCUUGCUGCACACCUUUCAUCAGCUUCCUAAAAUUUGGUGCUUAGCUUAGCUUAGAACUGUAGAACAAGGCCUUUUCAGAGUUCAUAUUUCUUUGGUUUGUAUUGACAUAUAUAUAUAAAGAUAUAAUCUGAAACAGUGAACCCCACUGAACACAGUGGCCCUUCUGAGUGGACAUGCCUACAUUUUAAAAUUAGUGUUAGUACAUUGAACGUUCCACCAGUCUGCAAACUAGCCAUUUCAACAUCAGGUGAGCUGUUAAUAAGAAACUUUCUAAAAAGAAGAGCACUCGGAAGUUCUCAUUUUUCUUCUGCCAAUACAAGCUUGGUGGGAGAUCUUGGCCAAAUCCCUCACUUUCAUCAUUUUAAACUGGUGAUUGUGCAAGAUAUUGAGUAGAUUUACUCAAACAAGCCAGAAAAUUAUAUAAAGCUGUUGUAUUUGUGAAAUGAUAGGUGUCCUAUGCUAUUGCAAAUGCCUUCUGUUCCUAAUCUCAACAAGGACUUUAAAAAGCAAAAGACAAACAAACCCCAAACCCUCCAGUAUCUAUAACACUAGUAUUUUAAUGUUUUAGGCUUGUGGUGUUAUUGUAGAAUUGAUCAGAAGCAAGAAGAUGGCUGGCAGAGCUGUGCUAUUGGCAGGACCUCCUGGAACUGGAAAGGUAUGUCUUAUGUCACAUGCUUGUGUCAAAUGCUGGCUCCCCUGGCCUGAAGCAAGAUGAGCGCCGCACCCCAUAGUUGCCUUUGACUAGACUUAACCGUCCAGGGGUCCUUUCCCUUACCUUUUACUUCCCAGUAGCUUGUACAUUUGUGCUUAUACAUACUUUAUUUUACAGAAUUUAUGUGCUGAUUGUUUGUAAAAAUAAUAAUCUUCAAUUGGUUUACAGAAAUAAAAUAAUAAACAAUAUUAUUUAUAAUUAUUAUUAACAAUAAAUAAUAAAAUAUUAACAAUAUCACAAAAAUUAAGAUAGUCAAAAGAUCAUUAAAAUAAACAGCAAGAAAUAAAGCACAUGUAACUUUUAUAUGCCUUUAAGGGCUUGCCUAACAAAUGUUUUCAGCAGGUGUCAACAAGAGUAUAGCAAAGAGUACGGUACACACAUAGGCAUCAGACCUUCUAAACUCAUUUGGUCAGUGGAAUGGGAGGAGAACUGAACUACUGCAGAACAUUUGAUCCUUGUAUUGUAGGAGUAUUAUAGUUAUUAAAUUUGUAUGUCACCCUUCAACCGAAGGACACAGGGCAAUUCAUACCAUAAAAAUGAAAACACAGAAUACAUUAAAAAACAAAAGCAAAACAAACCGAUAAAUCCUCCCCCCACACACAUUUAAAAGGCCAUAGAAUGUUAAUCCGCCAAAUGCCUGGUUCAAGAGAAACAUUUUUCCUGGUGUUUAAAGAUGGCACCUAAUGGAGAUAUUUAAAUAAACUAGUAUGCUUGUCCUAGGUGAAAGAUUAUGUGAAUAUGCAACCUUUUAACAGUAGUUAGUUAUUUGAUACUUACUGAUACUUAUUUAGGCAGCUAUUCUGUACACAUUUCUAAGAAGCCUUUAGGAGCCAUGCUAGAACUAACAAAUUACUAAAAAGGUUUAAACCAGUAGUUCUUAAACUUGUUCCACCCCCAUGGAACAUUUGAAAAUUGCUGCAGAUCUCAGCAGAUUAAUCCCCCCCCCCUUUCCAUCAUCAUUAAAACCAGCACCAUAUUAUAGAAAUCUAGCCCCAGACUAGAGAAGGAUUUAUUUAACUGAUAAAUCUCUCUGGAAAAAAUAGUAGACUAUUCUAGCACUACAUUGUGAAAUCAUGAUCUUUAGGCAAGAGCCUCCUUAGCCUAUUUUGAUAAAUAUGGUCCUGUUAAAAUGGCCUCCCUGCAUCCUCCAAUACUCCACUAUUCUGGAACAUUCCCUCAUGGAGUUGCUUUGCACGGGGCAGAAAAUGAGGAAAUGUUAAAAAUGGUCUCCCCUCUGCCUCCUCCAGUGGGAAGAUCCUUUAAGCAAUAUUCCACUUAUAAGAACAUUAGGUUGUAUCCAAAGUUAAUCCUACUCAGUGUAGGCCUACUGAAAUUUAAGUUUAAAACCUGAUAGGCUGUCUAAUUUCUUUAAAUUCUCUGAAAUUUUGAGAUUUCAGUAUAAUAUAUAAUUGCUCAGUCUUUUGACUUUUUAUUUUCAUAGACUGCUUUGGCUUUGGCUAUUGCUCAGGAGUUGGGUAGUAAGGUUCCCUUUUGCCCUAUGGUUGGAAGUGAAGUUUACUCUACUGAAAUAAAGAAGACAGAGGUCUUGAUGGAAAAUUUCAGAAGAGCAAUUGGUACGUACCUUGAAACAAGAAACUAAGUUAUCAGUGCAAGGUUAUAUUUUUUUUGUUCAGUUGAACAUAUAACAUAUAUGUUAUCAUUUGUUUUGAUUAAUAAAUCAUAUCUUGCUUCAGUUUUUAAUAUUACUGCAGAAUUACUGAAUCUCUUGCUAGCAUAUUUGCAUAAGCUCUAUAAAUGCUUUCUUCAUUAUGGCAUUUUAGUUGACUCUUGAUUCAGUUACAAACAGUGCAAGAGUGAUACUCUGCCUUUCUGCAUUCUCAUUGCAUAAUGCUGGACAAAAGAGAGGAAGGUAUUUGUAGCUAACAAGAUGAGUAGCUUUUCAAUUAGGUUAAUUUUCUCUUUAGUACUUGUGGAUUUAUCAAUUGAAUUGUUUCAGUUUGUCAAGAGGAAGAGUUGGAUUUGCAAGCAAAACAUUAAGCAUCUAAAAUCUUCCUAUUUUACUUACUGUUGACAGCUGAUAGAACUAUCCCUUUACAGACCUUUGGAUUGCUUAAAGAUACCCUAAUUGUUUUUAUUACUGCGUCCAACAUCCAUUAAUUCCCCAGGGCUCUGUAUCAUGAUUUACCACAGACUUCAUCUUAGUAUUGAAUGGCAUUAAGGUGAAGAAACAUUUCCAUCAGUUCUUGCAACUGAAAAAAGUGGCCCAUUGAUUUCUGUAAGAAAGAGACUCUCAAUCAUCUGUGCUCUUUAAGUUACUGUUAAAUUGGCAGGGUCGAGGGGGAGAGAGCCGAGAGAUGGAGAGAGCGCAGUCUGCAAUAUUUCCUUGAUGUGAUGAAGUUCCCUGUCAGAUUUGGAAACUUGAACCAGCAGUUGAAACCUGUGUCAUCCAUGUUGUCAUUCUUAGAGAUAGCAAUAAUUUAACAGCCAGCCACAUUGUUGGUGCUCCACAUUCCCUGGAUGUCAGCAUGAAGAUGCUUCUAAAUAAGUAUUUGGUGUUAGUGAAAGAUAGAAAUUCUUCUCCUCCCAUCUGUUGAAUUUUAUCUAACCCAAGUUAUUAAAACAUUCCUCUGAGAAAUGGUUUUCUCUCCAUUAAUACCUAUAACAAUCCAGACAUAUUUCAGAACUGGUAACUGCCUACUCUGCUUAAUGGAAACAUGUUCUAAUUCUUGUCCAAUCAUCCAGAUUUUCUUUCUCAAAUUAAGAAUUCUCAAAAGGAUAUUUCUAGGGUUGCAAUAGCAGAGCUUUGUAGUGUGUGUUAAUUUGACAUUCCAGUAGACUCUGAAAUGAGUGCCAAAGGGUUAUGAGUAUAGCCUUAUUUGGUCAUUCGUUACUCCUCUGUUAAGCAACACCAAGGCAAGGGAGUGGGGUUGUGACAAAUAGCCCAGUCCUCAAAGCUGUGCACUCCUCCACCAACAUUCAUGCAUAUAGAAUGAACGUCUGGAAGGGGGUCUUGACAGUUGUAGAUGGGGAAAGCUUUCCCAGAAUCUGAAAGCCUGAGGGAGGUCUUCACAUGUGCACCAUAGUCAUGUGAGUUUACAGAAAAUGUUGCUAUAUGAAUUUGGGUAAUUUGUAAAAUUUUAUUUGCAUCAGAAAAUUUAUUCUCUGUAGAUUGAUCUAAUUUAGCAAGCUUAUCCUAUGUAUUUUAGUAAACAAAGCUAAGGACUUUGAAACUACAAACUUGCUUAAUUUUAUUUGCAGUUGGCAUUCAUUCAUUGUUACUAGUGAGUUUACAAAACAGACAAUUUUCCACUAGUAAAUAAUAAUGUUUAAUGUUUACGCCUUUUCAGAGUCAGAUUCUAGGUGGCAAUUAUAAGAACUACUUAGCAGUUCUUUUCAACCAAACUGUCAGUCUUUUUAAUGUCCUAUUUGAUAAAUAUGUAUUACUGGUUAUAACUCUAGAAUCUGUAAUGGGUUUUUUCUCUUUCAUGACAUAGUUUUCGUUUAAGUGGUAGAGUAACAAAUGGCCCUUCUUCAUCUUUUGUUUCAGUGCUACUAAAUUUAUUGGGUUUUACAUAAAUAUUUCCUGAUGGUAUUGGAGAUGGCAAAGAUGACUUCAGGUGGCAAAUAUCAAGAGCAGUCCAUUAUAAAUGGCAAUUAUUUUUAUAGCUUAUAUAAUCAAUAUUUUACAGGCUUGAGGAUUAAAGAAACCAAGGAAGUUUAUGAAGGUGAAGUCACAGAAUUAACUCCAUGUGAGACUGAGAACCCCAUGGGAGGAUAUGGCAAAACCAUUAGUCAUGUGAUUAUCGGACUCAAAACCGCAAAAGGAACUAAACAGCUCAAGGUAGGUGGGGUCUUAUCUCUCACACAUUUCUCAGCGUCUUAGCACUUCCUCAUGUCAGUAAAAGGGGCAGGAGAACAGUUGACUAAAGGUACUUUUUAAGCAAUAGAAUUUAUUUAUUUUGCUAUUUCUGUUUCACCGCAUGAUAGGUCCUCUAGGUCAUUUGCCACUUCACCACAUAAAUUGAUAGAUAUUGCCCACUCCUGCUUCCAAGAAUGAUUUGGAGAUAGGUGAUGCAGUUCUGCUGAAGCUAAGCGUUAUUUGCCUUGUAAGCUGUCUGGGUCCAGAACCAUUUGUAAAGCACUUAGGGUGCAAUACUAUACACCAGGAGUGACAAGCCUGUGGCCCUCCAGAUGUUGUUGAACUACAACUCCUGUCUUUCCUAAUCACUGGCCAGACUGACUGGGGCUGUUGAGAGUUUGGAAUCCAGUAACAUCUGGCAGAAUGCAGGAUCUUCAACACUUCUGUGAUACUUCCCUGGAAGUAAGUCCUACAAAGCUCAAUGGGUCUUACUUCUGAAUAGGAUUGCACUGUUAGAACUAAUUCAGUUGAUUGAUAUGUUACCAGUACAGAUAGGAAUGUAUGCUGAGUUUCAGUGAAACUGGAAUUACUGUAAAACGUAACUAUUUUAAUAAAUGCGACAGUAAAGGUAAAGGGACCCCUGACCAUUAGGUCCAGUCGUGACCGACUCUGGGGUUGCGGCGCUUAUCUCGCUUUAUUGGCUGAGGGAGCCGGCGUACAGCUUCCGGUUCACGUAGCCAGCAUGACUAAGCCGCUUCUGGCGAACCAGAGCAGUGCAUGGAAACGCCGUUUACCUUCCCACCAGUGUGGUACCUAUUUAUCUACUUGCACUUUGACAUGCUUUCAAACUGCUAGGUUGGCAGGAGCAGGGACCGAGGAACGGGAGCUCACCCUGUCAUGGGGAUUCGAACCACCGACCUUCUGAUCGGCAAGUCCUAGGCUCUGUGGUUUAACCCACAGCACCACCCGCGUCCCUAAUGCGACAGUACCAAAUUGCAAAUUGUUAUCAUUGAAAAGCAAAAACUGGAAAUCUGUCUCACACAUUGCGUUGAGUCCAGAAUUAAGUAUGUUUACCAGGGCUGGUUCAAGCUGGCUUUCAUACCUGUCCUCCUCACAGCAGCCCCCUGUACUGUCAGGAACUCAGCUGAAUGGGGUGGGCUGCAGACUAAGACAAGUUCUGCUAGCCGGAACUCUGCUCAUGAAAGCUGCCCAGAAAAAUAAAUAUGAAGAAAUAAAAGCUAACACACUUCUACUGGAACCUCUUUCUUUGUAGUUGUGUCUUAAUAUAGUUGGUCUCUAUUUAUUGUCUCUGUAGUUGGACCCCAGCAUCUUUGAAAGUCUGCAGAAGGAAAGAGUAGAAGCUGGUGAUGUGAUUUACAUUGAAGCAAACAGUGGCGCUGUCAAGGUAAAGCAAAGACAACAGUUGAACCUCUGACAUAGUAUUGGUUCAGGAUUUUCCAACUUUUUGUCAAAAGUCAAUCCCUUCUAGGAUAGCUGUGAUUUUCCUCAGGAAAGGAGAGAGGUGUUUUUUGUUUUGAAGGGGAUCAUUCAUGAAAUAAAUGCCACCUCUAAAGGGGAAUCAUUUGAUUCACAAGUAAGGUCAACUGGUUUGAGAGCUCUGGUUACAGUUGCCCAGAGUGGCUGGCACAACCCAGUCAAAUGGGUGGGGUAUAAGUAAUAAAUUAUUACUAUGAUUAUGAUUAUUAAAUGUUUUCUUAUUCAUUUUAAUAUUUAACUUCAUGCUUGUGUGUGUUCGUGUUCAUAUAUGAUAUAUAAGUGAAGAGAGAAGACCUGAAAUAAGUAGUCGUACUAAAAAGAAAUGCAUAGAGCCUUUAAUCUUUUAUCUUCCUGGUGUUCUUGCCAUAAGAUAUAUGCAUCUAGAAGGGAAUACUGCAUUAGUUAGCAUGUUCUUCGUAUCUGAUUUAAAAUGUAGUUUAGGAGAUACUUGGUGUUUAAUGGAUGAGCAUAAUAUUUUGUAUCAUACAAUAAAUCAUCUAUGUCCCAAGAAGUCUAGGACAGUUUUCUCCAAUCUCCAGCUAAUCUGCUGGAUUUGUCCUUUAGCAAGAGUUUCGCUCUUUCAGAAGAAUGGAGAAAAUACCAGGUGCUUUCAGUACGAUUUCAUAGGUUGAUCAGUCGUUCGUUUUCCAAGGACAAGCAUGGCAUUUUCAAAACUGUCAGACGAAGCCUGUUGGUGUUGUCACUGUAAAACAAGACCUUUGUUUAUCAGCUGUAUGUCAUUCUCAAUAUUGGCAAUAACAUUAAUUAUAAAUAUAGUGUAUGUGAUUUCCAAAUUCCUCUUCGCAGAGGCAAGGCAGGUGUGACACCUAUGCGACAGAGUUUGACCUUGAGGCUGAAGAGUAUGUUCCUUUGCCGAAAGGUGAUGUGCACAAGAAGAAAGAGAUUAUCCAGGAUGUAACUCUUCAUGACUUGGAUGUGGCCAAUGCUAGACCUCAGGUAUUCAACUAUACUGACAGAAGCAUCCAGACUUUCAGAUUUGUGAAGAGAAGGAAGUCAUGCUUUUGCAGGAUAGGCAGCAAUCCUGCAAAGGCUCCCACUAAGGAAAGAAGGGAAGAAACAGUGGAUUCCCCUCUGCAACCCUCCGUACCAUCCCCCACGCUGUUACAGAGGCUCUCCCACAAUCCUCCGGAGCAGAUUUUCAGGGGGCGUAUAGGAUUGCAGGGGAAAGGAAUUCUAUCAGCAAGAAUUGAGUGGAAUUUUCCUCGGAAGAAAUCUGGACCAAUCCACUAAAAAUCUAACAGUAGAUCUUUGCCUCCCUUUUGAGUGUGCCGGCACCUGGGGUCAAGGAGUACUGUCACAGUUCUAUCCAUUAUUUUUCCUUGUUGCUGCAGUAUGGAGUAAGCCAGGCUUUCCUGAAACACACAAACUCAUUUAAAACAGGGAUCAGGAUCUACCAGUAGAACUGUGGAUUAUUUGCAGCCGUCUCCAAAAGUUUUUGACUACCAAUAUUUGCAAGUUUUAAAAGCCACCAACCUUGUUUUGGGGGAAUUAGUGAGGGUGGUUAUUGCAUGUAGGUCAAUGAAGAAAAUGGAAAACAUUUUUGGUGCUAAUAAUAUUCACUGCCUUUUACCAGUAAUUUGUACUGCAUCCUAAACUGUAUACAUAUUUUAGUACAGUGAGGCUUUUUGAACCUACAGGUAAAUUAUAUGAUAGUUUAACUAAAAUGUAAACAUAUUCCAUGAGACAGAGGGUCAAUGACAGGUCUAGAUUUUUCUGUUCUUUUACUGGUUCUAAUAACAAGAAGCCAGAAAACAUUUUUGUCGUCUUUUAAACUCAAAUCACAUGGUUUUGAAAAGUGAAUACUUGAAAAGUCAUUAAGGCACACAUGUAGCAGGAAAGUCAAUAUUGCAACUCUGCCAGGGAUCAAUGACUCAAGCUGAUACCUGUCAUGCAGAGACGUGGAAUAUAGAGAACUCCUAAAACCUUUGGCAAAAGCAUUUUCUGUGUGUGGUAUUUGACACAUUGUUAAAACUAAUCUGCUUUACACUCAGGGUGUCUAGAUACAUUUUGGAAAUAUCUAAUGGAUCUAUCCAGUUUUUGUUAAAUGCCCAUGGACAGAUUAAGUUGCUUUUAUGAGAAUUUGUACUGUCAGCUCCCCUCAGUAUACAGUGGUACCUUGGGUUAAGAACUUAAUUUGUUCUGGAGGUCCGUUCUUAACCUGAAACUGUUCUUAACCUGAGGUACCACUUUAGCUAAUGGGGCCUCCUGUCGCCGCGCGAUUUCUGUUCUCAUCCUGAAGCAAAGUUCUUAAUGCGAGGUACUAUUUCUGGGUUAGCGGUUAGCUGUAACCUGAAGCGUCUGUAACCCGUGGUACCACUGUAUGGCCCUUUCAAUUUGUCUCUUAGCUUAGAGAAGUUCUGUAUGAAUGCUCCAGUAUGUUAGGUAAGUUCUUAAAGUCCCCACUGUGUUACAGUGAAGGCUUUUUGUGUUUGCAGCUGCAAACAGAUUAAUCUCUCUCUCCAAUUGCAGCGAGUCAGUUCUGAGGGUUAAACAAGGCUAUGUUGAUGCAAGCUUGAUUAUUGCAGUCUUCAGUUGGAUAAUGUCAUCUAUGCUCACAAUAACAUAUUGUCAGCAUAUCGACACAAACAUAUUCAUCUUUAUUUUAAAAUAAGUGGCCUCAUCAAAAUAAAAUGAGGCUCCUGGGUGUUGUGGAGAAAUGCCAAUUGUAUGAACUGAUAUCUCCACAUUGAGUAUAUAAUAUAUACAUGGUCCUGAGGAAGGGCUGCUAUGCUAGCCAAAUAAUGGUGACUACAUGCUGUAGUGUUAAUUCAUAUAGCUGGUACAUAGCAUGAAAUUAAUCCAAAGGAUUUGUUUUCCCGGGUGUGAUUAUUUCUGGCUGGCUGAAAUACCUCCUAAUUCUUAAUGUUAACAAUACUUAUUUCUAAGACUUUUAAAAACUUUUAAAAAAUAAUUUUAAAGACCAUCAACUUCCCAAGCUGAAAUAUUACAGAAUAUACUGUAUAAAACUAAAACAAGCAUUUUCUUGUUUAACAAUGUAUGUAAGAUUUUUUAAAUUAUAUAGCGAAGGAAAACAAAAUUCCAAGUUCUCAGCUAGCAGAGGAUUAUAAAAACAUGUUUGUAACUGAUAUAAUUUCCAUACAUGCAUUUUCCUUGAGUAAUUUUAUUGUUCUGAAACAUUGCGAAAUUUACUGAGACCUGAAUAAAAUGGCAUCAUCAUGUUCCAAAGUGCACAUAAAGAAUGAGGCUUAACAGAUAUAUAUAUACUAAUGCACUAUGCUUAGAAUGCAAAAGUGGUGAAUUUAUAAAGUAGUUGUCUGAUAUUAGAAACUUCAAUGUUGUUUUAAAAAACUGAAAUAAGAAUUAUGGGCCAUAUUCAACUUAAUAGUGCAAAAUUAGCACUAGAGCAACAGGAUUCCCUGCUCCAUCCCUCCAUAGGUGCUCUGUGCCAUCUGCAGAUCUGCUCACAACAGGUUAUGUCAGGGGAGGAGAUUUGCUUAAUGCUACCUUGAAUUCAACCCUUUAUUUUUAGUUUGACCAAAUUUUCAUAGCUUUUACUGUACAGUAACAAAAAAAGAUACAACCUUAAUUUUCAAAUUUGUUUUCUCUAGGGUGGGCAGGAUAUCCUCUCCAUGAUGGGACAGUUGAUGAAGCCUAAGAAAACUGAAAUCACAGGUACAAUAGUUGUCUCACUUUCAGCCUGACCCCUAUGCUUAUAUGGAAGUGAGUCCCACUGAACAUGGUGAGACUUGGGUGUAUAGUAUUGCAUCCUUAAGCUUUCAGCAAGGCAGAAGGAAGGAUAGUUGGAAUAUACAGGAAGCGUGAUGUGCAUUACACAGUGCUGCUAAAGUUGAAUGGGUUUCGGAAUAUUGUGUUCCAGCAGUUCAAUGACUACUCAUGUGUAACACUUGAGAAGUGCUACAUAGGGCGUCUGGUUGAGUAUUGAUCAGAAUCUGGUGGUGUUGCUUCCUUUCCUCAAAUGGGGCACCAGCAGAACAGGCAUCAAUGCAUCAGCUGUUACUCCACUCUUACACUCUUUAAACAAGCUUUAUUCAUAGUAUGUUUUACAUUUAUUGACCUACAAUUUUGUAUAGUUGAGCAGUGUAGCAUGUGCCCUACAUUCAGCAUCCAGCAUUUUGAAAACAUUAUCAAAUCCUGAAAAUAUCAGUCAUUAGUCAUUUACUCAAGUUAUACAGCCUUUCUUGAUGUUUUCCACAAACUGCAAGGAUGAGAAUUCACCUUACUGAAUGUAUGCAUGGAUGGAUAGCACAAAAAAGUAGAAUCCUGGAGUUUUGGCAGAUAACAAAUAAUGGGCGUGCAAAAGAUCUGAGAUUGAAUCCCCAGCAUCUCCAGCUGGAACUGGAAAACCCCUUUCUGAAGCCAUGGAGAGUCAUUGCAAGACAGUUUAUUGUUUACAUUGUAGACUGAGCUAGAUGAACAAAGUUGUCUGACUCGCUAAAUUUAGAAUAAGGGCUUGUACUGUAUUUACCAAUUUUCAUUUAUUUGUUUUUUUUAAAAAAACCUGGUGCAAUCUUGCGACAAAACAGCAAUAUUUACAAAUAUUGAAUGUGAAAAAGCCAUUAGUCAAAAAGCCAUUUUGGUUUCCAUCCAAAAUAAGCAGUUGAGUAAUGAUUGACUUGAAUCCAUAAUUAUGCAAAACCAUUGUCUCAGCCUCAUCCAUUUUAAAGGAGUUUAAUUUAAUUUAAAUUUCCUUAUGCAUAAGAUUUUUGUGUGUGCAUCAGUUCAGAAAAGGAUACUAAUAAGUUGGUGAAAAAGGGGCCGCUCUUUUAUUGUAAGUUGUCUUGGAGCUUUCAUUAUAAAUAAAUCAGGUUGUUAACCUUUAUCUUUCCCUUAGACAAGCUUCGAGGAGAGAUCAACAAGGUGGUGAAUAAAUACAUUGAUCAAGGCAUUGCUGAGUUAGUCCCCGGAGUUCUCUUUGUGGACGAGGUUCACAUGCUGGAUAUUGAGUGCUUCACAUAUUUGCACCGAGCGCUGGAAUCUUCUAUUGCUCCGAUUGUCAUCUUUGCUUCCAACCGGGGGAACUGUGUAAUCAGGUACAGUGCUUAAAGCUUAGUCCUGCAUGGUUCUCUUCUUCCCAUAAGCCUCAGUGUUAGCUGCUUCAGCACAAAGAGCUAUGAUCUUUGGGAGCAUUUUAUCCGUGGUGCUGAUACACCUGUGAUAAUCAUCUUGAUGGGUCACAACCAUAUCUGUUGCUGCAGGGCUGCUUAAGGGCUUCACUGCAGGAAAAACCUUCACACUGCGAUGACCAAGAAUUAGUAAGUUUCUUUAGAGUCAGGUUUUUCAGGAUCUUAAUUUUUUUUUCUCCCCCUGUGCUCAUCCCUAGAUCUGUUCCUUUACAGUUGCUUUGCUUGUCUUCCCCAUGAUGUUUCAAAUACCGCUUCUUCAUAUCUUUUUUUUUCCUUAGCACUGUAGCUAUCCGCCUAUACUGCUUCAUCUGUUGGCAGUCUUUGCACUUGCUCAUCUUUCAUCCCAUACAGUCAGAUUUCUUUUUAUAAUGGCACCAUCACCCUCAGAGGUGAUCUGUCUUCUUUUAAUAAUUUGGACUAGGUUUUGUAUCUCCAAACGGCUUUGAGCUGCGCUGCUUUGCUGUGAACAAGUUUACAUAUUGCACUUGAAUAAAAAGAAUUAUGCAACGUCAGUUCCUUAAUAAAAAGAAAUAAAUGUCUUGUUUAAAUAUUCCCUUUCUUUUUCUUUUUGUAGCAUGUUCAUUAGAUUUCGGGUGGGCAAUGGCUUUUGUUUAUUGAUUUUUGCUCCAGCACUUAAAAAAGCAUUUGGUGCUUUAGAAAUAAUAAUAGCAAUGCCACUACCUGCUUUCCCUUUUUAUAGUUUAGCUGGAUCCCAUCUUGUAUACUGUUAACAGCUAAAUGCCAGACUGGUGGCUUUCAGGUAUUACUGCUAUUUCUGCCUUUACUACAAGACUACUUGUACUCAUCAAAGAUUCAUCCCUAUUCAUUACUGUUGUCUACUUCUUGUGUCACUUCGUAGUCGGCUUACAGCAUUUUUUCCUGAAACUUGGUUUAUUUCACUUAUUAAAUACAUAUCAUAUCUCACCGUUUCUUAGGCAGCUAACAAAAUCCACAUUGUGUAAAACAGUGACAAUGGAAUAAAUUGUUUUCUGUCUUGGUAUAAAUUGAAAAAAUAAUUAAAAUGACGAUUUCCCUGGCAUUGAGGGUUGCUACCUUCUCUUUCCUCUACUGCUAGCAAUUUGCCACAGAAAACAUGUCAAAUGGUGGGACUUGCCCCUUCUGGCACUCGAUUGGGAUGGGAAAUGCAUCUCUCACACUUGCAUAUACAUAUAGGACAGAAAAUACCUCUGAGAGACCAAUGUUUAGAAAAGGUAUUUCAAAGCAGCAUUAGUCCACGUGUCUGUAAAGCCUUCCACUAUUGCAUGAUUCACACACACCGAUAUUUGCUGAAGAGGGAGGCCCUGCCAGUGUAUAAGGGACCUCUAAGAAUUAAGUGCGGGCUUUUUCUUGAAUGUCCACAUUCUUUGCUGCCCACCAACAUUUUAUACAAGCUUGAGCACCUGCUCUGCAACCUGUGUGCAGAAGACAUUGGCUUAGAUCCGAAAGUGUCUUGUGUAAGUGGAAAGAUUUCUUCCACAAGGCAAAUUCUACCAAUUUUCUUGUCCCACUGUAGUGUGCCCCACCCCCACCCCCAGUUUCCCAUCCUAUUCCCUUAAUUGAGCAACUAUUGGGGGCGAGGGGAGGGCGCAGGAAAGCAAGUGAAUUUAUGAAUAUGUACUGUUUAUUUUCUGUUUUAAACCACUUAGCCAACCACUUUUAAGACGCUUGGGGAAGGGAUUUAAUAUCCACAAAUCAGAAUAUUAGGCAGUACAUUUGGACAAAAGGGUUGAGGAUGGUAUAGAAAAGAACAUGCCCAGAUCCAUUCUCUUAUCUUAGUGGAGAAGAGACCCAGUCCACUUUUUUUUCUCUUGCCUUACUUGCACUUUAUACUCUGCAUGCUAUAGAUUUUUAAUAAACUUAAAUUACUGUGAAGUAGUGUUGUCUCCAGAUACUUGGAAUUAAGGCCUACCACACCAUAAACACCUCCAGUCAUCUUGUCAAUAUGUUUCUCCUUAGGCCAGGUAACAGUAGAAGAGUUUUUAAAAGUGAACCUCUCAAAGUUAAAGAACAGUCUGCUUCUGGUAAUUGUUGGGUGAUUUCUCCUCAUCAGCUCACAGUGUUAUCGGUAGACUCUUAGCCUGUCUUCCUCCUUACAAUUUGUAUCACACCCAAUCUUUCCUCGGCUUUUGCAAAAGAUACUUUGGCCCCGUGCAGUGAAAGCACCUUCUUGUAGACAGAAGUUUCCUAUGAACCAGGACUAAAAUUGUAUCAGUGGUCUUUCAUGUUGUGUUGAAAGAAUUUUGAGUUCAUGAUUCUAUUAUUAGAAAUGGAAGCCGCUAUUAUGUAGGGGGGGGGUAGAUUAACAUUCUAGUCCUAUGCUCUGCUCCUCCCUCCCCUCUGCUCCUCAUAUACCACAACUGAGUAGGAUCAUGAUUUUCUAGUAAUCGCCUGAAUAAGAAAUAUUUUUAGAUGAAACUGGAGUGCCCUCUAAUGGAGAACAGAAGAUAUUGUUGUUAUUAUUAUUGGUUAUUUAUUGAAUUUAUAUACCGCCCUACACCUGGAGGUCUCAGGGCGGUUCACAGAACAAAAUCAAAAUAUAAAACCACAAAAUAUAUAAUCAAAAUAAAAACAGCAACCCAAUAACCUCCCCCCCCAAAAAAAAAAUUUUUAAAGGGCAAAGUCAUUUUCUUGUUUUACAUAGGUACAAUAUAUUGGUGGGAGUGGAAGGCAGGACUGUUCAUCAGUCAAAUACUUCACAGCAUUUGCACUAAGAGUGCAAAUUAAGGUACCUUGUGAUGACAAAGAGUUUCAUCAAGCUUAUUCUUGAAUCCAGAUUUUCUAUUGCCUAGCUCAUUUACGUAGAAUACAAGCCACUCUUCAGGAGAGGUAUGUCAAAGUCUGCCUCUUAGGACAGUGCAACGUAAGCCAUCACCAACCAAUGUAAUUUCUUAGUGUGUUGCUUUGAAUGUUAGAAGAAAAGCUUCCCACCAGCAACCCUAUUAAGGUGAUAAUUAAAUAUAAACCUGAACUUUUCUUUAUAUCCUUGCAGAGGUACAGAAGAUAUAAUCUCUCCUCAUGGGAUACCUCUGGAUCUUCUGGAUAGGGUGAUGAUAAUUAGAACCAUGUUAUAUACGCCACAAGAAAUGAAGCAGGUAACUCUCUUUCCUAUGUAAUAUCUUCCGGGGCAGGCAGCAAAGGUCCCUCUCUAGAACCUCAGCCAGUGGUGCGGAGUGGGAAACAGUACUGGCUUCUUACCUAUAACAUGACUGGUUUGCAGGAUUUGUUUUUUAGAAAGUUUUUGGGUCCUAUAAUUUUUUUAAACAAUAUUUAUAUGCUGGCUGAUAAGUUCUAAGUUCUCUGAGUGGCUUACAAUAAUGUGAAAAAUAUUUAAUAUAGUAAUAUACAUGGCCCUUUCCAGAAGGAAAAUUUCAUCCAAGUAGGAAUUCAUCCUGCAGGUUUCUGGCUUUGAAACUAUGAAGGCUAUGGUUUCCUCUUUAAGAUAUUAUUAUUAUUAUUAUUAUUAUUAUUAUUAAAGAUAUUAUUAUUAUAUUUAUUUAUUUAUUUAUUUAUUUAUUUUUAUUUUUAAAUGUCUGCUGCGUUCUUUUCUAUUCAGACAUCACCAGAAAUGGUUCGCAACAAAAGUAAAAACCUGCAACUUCUGAUAAAAUCAGAACAGCUCUCCAAUAAUGGGUAAAUAAACAGCCCACAAAAAGAUCUGUUUAAAAACAACCCAUAAGUCAACAGGAAAAGUGCUUUAAAAAUGCCAAUAAGUAUGAAGACUGUUCCAGUCUCCAUAUUUAUCGCCAUGUGAACUGAUCUUUUAAUUCAUCAUAGAAAUGUGAUGGGAACAGAUCUUCAUUACACUUCGCUUGAAAGGGCGGUCCCGCUUACAUUUUUUGUAUUUCUUAAUUCCAGAUCUUAAUUUUUUUUCAAUAUUUGCUCAGUUUGAAAUGAAACCACUCCAUGUUAGUAUUUGAAGUAUGCGGAUUUGUAAACUCCUGGGGUUCGUAUUCCAUCAGUGAUUUGCUUACUGUAUUCUUGGAUCCAUUUUAUAGUUGAUCUAGACGAGAUUUUUUCAGUGAUUGGCUAGAGCAACAGUCCAGUAAGCAGCAGGACUCAUCUUGGUGCAAGGAGCAUUGAUUAUAAUCCUUGGGUGCCAUUAUGAGGCAUCUUGUCAAAGAUCCCCCCUCAUUAGUGUCUCAGUGCUGUGGGCUGACACCAUACAGGAGCCAUUACGGUUUAUCAUGUCAAUUCUUUGUAUUAUUUAGGAGAUAGUGUCAAUGGCGGAAAGCAUUGUCACCAGAUAAUAGUCUCUGCUGCUGGAUAAGUGCCAAGGUGAAGCAGAGGCAUUUAUUGAAUAUAAACGUACCAGCAAAGGCUCAUUUCCUUUGGCAUGAGGAAGCUUUUGUGUGGUGCCUUCUUUCAAAAUAUGCCGUGGUAUUGAUACUUGGGAUGUUUUUGUGUACCUGACAGGAUAGCUGUAGCACCUUGAUAUAGAUUACAGCAAAGGUGGCUAGAGGAUACAGCUGUACAAUGAGGUUUUCAUUUCAAUAUUAGCAUAAUACUAUGUAUUAUAAUAUUAACGUUGGACAAAGUAAUUGAGAGUGGCCAACUGCAGCUGUGCCUGGGUGAAAGGGAUUAUCUAGACCAAUUUCUGCCUGGUUUCAGACCUGGGUAUGGCACUGAAACAGCCUUGGUCCAUCCUAGUUAUUGACCUUUAUCAUAGAGUGCUACCCUGUUGAUUCUGCUCAAUCAACCCCUUGGUAGUGUUUGAUACUGAACAUUAGGAAUAACUUUCUGAAAGUAAGAGCUGUUCAACUGUGGAACAGACUCCCACAAGAGAUGGUGGACUCUCCUUCGUUGGAGGUUUUUAAGCAGAGAUUGGAUGGCUGUCUUUUGGGGUUUCUUUAGUUGUGAUUCCUGUAUUGCAGGGGGUUGGACUAGAUGACCCUUGGUUCCUUAUCCGCUUUUAAUUAAUUAUACGCUGCAGUUUGCCCCUCUUUUGCAUCUUAUUUGGACAGGGUUUAGAUUUGCUUAGUGAUGUGUUUUAACAGAAGAGUUAAACAUUUCCCUUCUGCAAUUGUGUAAAGAUUUCUGGGCCCAAUUCAAAGUGCUGGUUUUGACCUAUAAUGCCUUAAAUGGCUCAGGACUGCAAUACCUCAAGGACUGCCUCUUUCCAUAUGAACCAUCCUGGACCCAGAGAUCAUCUUCUCAGGCCCUUCUUCAUGUGCCUCCUCCUUGAGAGGUCUGGAGGAUGGCAACAUGAGAAUGGCCCUUCUCUGUAGUGGCUUCCUGUCUGUGGAAUGCUCUCCCCAGGGAAGUUCACCUGGCGCUUUCUUUAUACACCUUUAGGCACAAGGCAAAAACCGUUCCUUUUUAACCAGGCAUUUGGUUGAUUUGAUUGACAUCCUAUGACCUUCUGAAAUGUGGGUUUUAUUGGGGGGGUUAUUGGGUUGUCGUUUUUAUUUUGAUUAUCUAUUUUCUGUUUUUUUAUAUUUUGAUUUUAUUCUAUGAACCACCCUGAGACCUCUGGGUAUAGGGCGGUAUAUAAAUUCAAUAAAUAAAAUAAAAUAAGCAUUGUCCGCAGCGGAUGAGGAAAGGCAGGGCACAGAAUAGGAUUCUUUCUUUCUCCCUUGAGCUUCCCCUCUUCCUCAGGUGCUUCCUCACCUGACCCUGCUAAAGAGUUCUGUUCCCCCCCAGUUUUAAAUGACCCCAUGGAGAGGGGGAAAUGGGGCUUGGGGUUUUCCAAGAGCAGUUACACCUCUUCUCCCUGCACACAGCCUGCAAGUGGGGCUUUCCACCCUUAUAGUUCACAGCAGCAGUGGGUAACCUGUGUGCCUUCAGAUGUUAUUAUACUCUCAACUCCCAUCAGCCCUGACCUUUGGCUGGAGUCCCACCUCGUUUGGAGAACCAAAGGUUGCCCUCCCCUGGUUUCAAGGAUCCUUUGGCAUGCCUCUCUGUGACCAGCUCUUUGCAGCUGAGAUGGGGAAUGACCAGUUCCAAGUACCAUUUCUAUGCAUUCCUCUAGGUGCUUACCAGUUGAAAAAUGCCUCCUUGUCCCUGUCCCCACCAAAGUAAGAUUUGCAUGCAUACCACCAGAAGACUGUGUGCAUACUGUAGGGACCACCUGCAUUCCAGACAUUUCUCCUAUUUUGACAUAGAUGUACCUGCACAAAGAACACUACCUUGCAAGUAGGGAAUGUGAUAUGGUGUGACUCAAUAAUCCAAAUAGGUAUUUGAUUCUUGCAUGUAGCCUUAGAGUGCUUUACAUAUUCUGGGUUGACUAUGGCACCCCAUAAACUGGCUACAGAGAUGAUUUACUGGAUUGUGUAUUCUUUAUCUGUUUUUCCAAAGAAGAAAGUAUUACACAGGCCUUUAAAAAUUAUAUUCAGGUUUAGUCUUUAUCUCAGUUGCAGUGGUUUAAGGGUUGGGAGCCAAAGAGAGAUUUUAGUUCAGGUUCAUUCAAGGGCCUGUGCACAUUCAGAGGACUUCUGAUUUAUCCUGACCCAGUACCUAAUCAUCAGCCAUUUUUACGACUUGACAUGAUAUAUUGUGGGUUGCUGAUCAAGGAACACAACUUGAAAGCCAACUUGGGCACACAGUUCUUCGGAUCACAGCCAAGUUGAAUAUCAGCUAGAAACUCCAUGUUGGUGGGGGGAUUUGUCUGAUGUACUUAUAUUCAAAUUUGAUGACUGAGACCAUUUAUAGGAGCACUGUUUUUCUUUUUCUUUUUCUUUAUUGAUUUAUUGAUAUCUCAAUACAUAUACAAAAUGUUUACAUAAUAUUACAUAUACAUUAUACUUGUAAAUUCACAUUUUUCUGUAGGAGCACUGUUAAUCGUCUCCUUGUGUUUCAGAAGCCUGACUAGCUUCAGCUGGAAGUCAGGCAUUUAGUGUUGCCAGUCCCUGCUGUGGAAUACAUUUCUAGCAGGUGGAAGACUUUUAUUUAUGUCACUGUUCAGUAUGAUUUAAAGUAUUUAAGAUUAACGAGUCAUUUUAUGAUUAUUCUGUAUUGUUUUUAUGGGUGGUUUUUUUUUGUAAAUUUUGUUGAACACCAUCUGGUAGUUUUGUAUGAAGUGCAGUCUAAAUAUUUUAAUAAACAAAAUGAAGUAUUAGCCUUAAUAUUUUGGUCAAAUUUGAACACUCCCAAGAGCAACUUCAAAUUCUAAUGUUCCUUAAACUAGCUGCCUAGUACGUGAAGCCCCAAUUCUGUGCUCAUCCCCCUUCCCCCUCUUCCGCACUCUGAUUCCCUUGGUGCAUUUUUAUGGCUUUAAUUUAAACGAGUGCUUCUUGAUAUCUUGUUUACAAAGCUGCCAAAGUGAAAAAUACCUGUAUUAUAUGAGACUCGCAGUUCCAGAGUUAUCUCAACACUACAACACAACAUCAUUAUCCAGUCUGCCCCUUAUCACUCAGCUGGUAAUACGGACUGCAGGGAGCCUGGUGCCACUUUUGUUACAGCUCUAUGUGCUCAGGCUUAUUGGUGAUAUCUUCUUCUUCAACUUUACAAAGAUCUUCAAACUGGUACAAGCUGGAGACUGUUCUUGAUAGAUUAGAUUUAUCUGAGAGGUUUUGUGGGAGUAGGUGAACCUUGCAGAAAAACUUACUUAUUUAUUUAUUUUACCAUCUUAUUUGUCAAGGGGCUAAAAUGUCUGGCAUGCAUUUGAGCAACUAAAGGACAGUUGAGACUUUCCAAGCAAAUUGUUCUGAAGAUUUAUUCCAGGUGGGGUACUGAUGAUCUGUGAUUCUAUAGGUCACUGUAUGUAUAUUCCAUAUCAUUCUCAUAGUUUAGGAGUUACAAAGGUUCUUGAGGAAUGCCCCAAAAUAUUAUUCCAUUUGCAACCCGAAAGGAUCCCUGACUGUGUCGCAGUUCUAAAUUGGAUGCAGUGAAAGCAGAUGUUAAAAUAAACCAGCCCGUGUUUAAACUAUGUUUUAAUACUGUAUAUGGUUUGCAUGUGAUGCUAAGGUGUGUACACAGUUUUAAGAAAUGCAUUUUUUAAAGUCCAAACUGUGUUAUAUAUAUUUUUCUGCUUUAGAUCAUAAAGCUUCGUGCCCAGACAGAGAGUAUUAAUAUUAGUGAGGAGGCAUUGAAUCAUCUUGGAGAAAUAGGCACCAAAACAACAUUAAGGUAAGCAUGUUGACUAUAAAUGUCAGAUAAUGACUGGUUUUGGAAAUGGUAUGAAGAUGGGCAGAAACAGGUAGCUAGGGGGUAACCAGCAGGCCAUUGUGGAUUUCUGGUGAAAUACUAAUUUGCUUGAAUGACGAAGUUCCAUCAGUAUUGCAUAAUCCACUUUUAUUCAUGACAUUCAAUUUCAUUCAAAGGUGGUUCCUCUUUAUUAUUAACCUAAGAAAUACUUGCAUAUACAUAACUUACAGACAAGCUAAAUUAUAGUAGUGAAAAUCCUUUGCAGAAAUUAAUAGUUGUAUGAUAAUGAUUGGUCAUUUUAAUGGACUGCAUAUUACUAUUAAACUGUUUGACUGCUCCUUGCCAUUUUUGCAGGUUGAUACAUUCAGUAAUUUUGGACAUGGGAGCCCAAUGUCUUUUGCAGCCACCCAUUGAUGGCUGGCAAAAUUGAUUCUACCCACUUUCAAGGCUAGUGACAUUUUUGCAAGAGUUAGUAAGUUCCAGACCACAUGAAAAUAGCCAUUGCAAUAGAGUUCUGUAACAAUCCUAGCAGGAUAUAUAAUAAAAUAGAUUCAUGUGCAAAGUGUGGCCAGCAGAUUCUUUUUACAACUUCCUUGCAAGGCAAUGAGGCGUCCUGAAAAUAGAUUCUAGUACUAUUGCGAAUGUCACUGGGGGAGGGGACCAGGGUCUAAAGAACUGCAUUCAUUUCCAUGCAACUCGAGGAAUUAUGAAGUUGUGUUUCUCAAACCACAGCCUCAUUUCCACAUCACAAAUAGCUUUUGAAAUUCUUCAUGUUUUUUCAUCUGGUAUGGGAGGUGGCAUCACUGCUCAAAGUGGGAAGAGUCAAGUUGGUGGGUGUGCUUUAAGUGCCUCUUCGGCUCUUGGCUUAAAUGUUUAAUUUCCCCAGCUAUAAGGUGCAUUGGACAUUUCUGGAAGCUAGGUUCAUUUAUUCACCCUGUGGAAUAUUUCUGUAAGUGUCUCUUCUGAGGAGUUUUCUCUGUUCUACUUUGUAGCUGGCAUGUUAAUUUGACACAUGCUCUUAUUAUUUGGCCAUAGGUAUGCUGUGCAGUUACUCACCCCAGCCAAUCUGCUAGCCAAGAUAAAUGGGAAAGACAGCAUAGAAAAGGAACAAGUUGAAGAAAUAAAUGAACUCUUCUAUGAUGCCAAAUCCUCGGCAAAAAUACUGGCGGAUCAACAGGAGAAAUACAUGAAGUGAAGAAGUUUGUUAGCCUUUCUAGUCCUCAGAGCCUCUUUUAACAUUCUCCAGGUUUUAACUUUCACUGGAACUGAAAAGUUCUUAAAUAUCACAAUACUGUUUUGUAGCAAGAAGAAGCAUUUCCUUUGUUCUUAGUUCACCGAGAGGGAAUGAAAUCAUCUCGAUGUCUGUGGUGUCUUCUUGUUUCAUAUAUUGAGUGCCUAUAUGAAAUGGAUGCAGGCUGUCAUACCCUUAUAUUCCUCUUCUAGAUUUGAUUGCUAAGUUGCUUAGAAAAGACAAUUUAUUUUCAUUGUUGGUUUUGUUUAAAAAUAAAUGUGAACUUGUUUUUAAAAUGUUUUAAGUUUGACAGACUAAUGGUGUUUUGGAGUGUCCCUCAAACCUUGUCAACAGAGGAUGGAUAACCCAGUAAAAGUGAUGCUGUUCUCAGGAAUGAAAACUUGAAGGUGCAUUCACUUGGAUUCUAGGCUUUUGCUUGGUUUUGGAGAGGUGGGCCAAAUUUUCCAAGUUAAAUUGCUGAAUAACCAAACUUGGAUGUAGCACAGUUUGUCACUCUCCCAGGCGACAAACUGUACAUGUACCUGCCCGUGUAAGAGGAAAUACACCUGCAUGUAUAGUCUUAAAUAUCUGUGCUGUAUUAAUUACAGGAAUAUGGCAGACGCAUGGGUGACUGUUUCCAGGACAGACAGUUCAAGUACGGUAGCACCAGGGGAGAGGAAGCAUGGAAGAGCAGGGCAAGUGGAGGUGUGAUGGGGUAGAUUGCCUCCUGGACAGCUAUUUAAAAGACUGAUCUUGUCUAGAAAGAGUAAACACUCUGGUGUCCAGUCUUGCAACAAGCACUGAGUAUGUCUGUCUGGAAUUAGAGUUGGUGGGGAACAAAUAGGCCUUUAAUUCUAACCCCUGCUCCUUCUCAGUGUGACUUGAGUAGAGACCAGCAGCAUCACAGAAUGAUGCUUACAGAGCGCAGAUAGCGUGAGGGGCCUUGCACUAGUGGGCCAUGUUUAGUCGCUGCAACCCAAAAUUCCUUUAGAGAUCUAAUACCGCUCCAUGAAGUUUAUACAAUGUGUUUCAUAGUACCAACUUUUCACUCAAAUUGUUGUUUUCUAACAUGAUUGCAAGCAACAGUUUGCAAAACACAUUUACGCCCAAGCCCACGUUGGAUUAUAGCCAAUAACUUCAAAAACCUUGGCACUGAUGGAAACAGAAGAAUUCUUACACACACUACACUUUCUUCUCCAUAGUUGUUGCUUUGUGUGUCUUUCACUAGGCUAACCUUCACAACAAUAAUGAUUGGUAUGAUGUAUGCAAACCCAAAUUAAAACUGAACUUCCAGUUUACUAUUUUGAAUGUAACAAAAUUGUGAAGUUUAUGACACACACAGUUCAUUCUAAACAAAAGAAUGGAAGCCUCUGUGAAGUGUGUGCUGCUGCUGAAUGUACCAAACCUAGGUCUGUGUAGACUUUUCUGAUGCAACUAGCAGUGCUUCUAAUCAGGCUUUGCCAGCUAAGCCCUUUGAGAACCUAAUGCAUUCUUUAUAGCAAAAAUAUAACAACCAGUAUCCAAUGGUGAGUGUUCCCAGAUGGAACAAAGUGGGAGGCUAUUUUUGGCAAUCUCUCCUUCCCUUUGCAGCACUCCAUGCCCCCUAUAAAACUUCAGCAAAAGGUUGAGGGACUCUCCAGAGCAGAUAUAAGAGGGAGUAUAGGAUUUUGAUGGCAAUAGCUAAAAAUUGCCUCAUUCUGCUGAUGGAUUUCCUACAGGCAGAGGACAAUCACCAUUGGCUAUCCCUCUUUCAUUUGUCAUACAGCUCUAAUGGUUUCUUAUGAUCAAGUCAUCUGCCCCUGAUCCUUCCUCAUGCAGCUAAAGCUAAAUGGCAGCAGAUCAAAUUUGUAAUGAAUGAUAGUGAAAAUAAACUGCAGUAAAAAAAAUCCUCGCC